Messenger RNA from Amaranthus tricolor (Joseph's coat), 4134 nucleotides. Its product is annotated as K(+) efflux antiporter 2, chloroplastic-like. Gene Ontology annotation, cellular component: membrane; chloroplast. Gene Ontology annotation, biological process: potassium ion transport; proton transmembrane transport. Lineage: Eukaryota; Viridiplantae; Streptophyta; Magnoliopsida; Caryophyllales; Amaranthaceae. The transcript is spliced from 21 exons. The record is from RefSeq and is a predicted model, not a curated record. Bases 239 to 3892 code for a protein of 1217 amino acids. Gene Ontology annotation, molecular function: potassium:proton antiporter activity.
UUUCCCCUCUAAUUAUUUUCUUUUAUGUUUUUUUUUUUCUGAUUUAAUACAAGUUUUUUUGUACUUUUCUAUAAAAGUACUUUUUUCUUCUUUCAAAUAUAUCCGCCAUUGAAGAACUUCUAGCUUCCCAUCUCCACCAACUUACUCUUAGUCUCGUUCUCCAGGUGUUCGUGUUUUGGUCAACGAUAAGUCAUAGUAUUUUCUUCAACUGAAGGUUUUUGAUUGUGAUUGUUAUAAAAUGGAAGUUGUUUAUAGUUUUAAACAGUCAAAUUUGAUAAAUGGUAUUGAGUGUAGAAGAUAUCAGUCUUUGGAGCCGAAAUUGGGGCUUAGGAUAAGUGGAUUGGGGUAUAAAUAUACAAUUAAUUUGAGGUGUGUUUCUAGAAUUUGUUCGAAGAGGAAUGUGAAGAGAAUUGAGUGUAUUAGUGGUUGUCUGACAACGAAGUUGCCGUCUGGGAGGGAUUUUGAAAAUCAUUUGCGGAGAUUAUCAUUGAGGAAAGACUUGGUAGGUGGCUUUAAUGAGAGGGAGUUUGAACCAGGGAGUUUUAGAGGGGUAGCGCGUUGUCAGGGUAAUGAUUCUGUAGUUUACCUUGAUGGAAAUGGUCGGAAUGUUGAGCUAGGAAAGGAUUCUGAGGAAGAAGGGUCAAUGGAAGAGGACACUCUUACCUUAGAGUUGAAUAGUUCUGGUGGAGAGACGGAUGAGAACGAAGAUGGUGAGGAGCAGGAUCCUACAUCGGAUGAGUUGAGAGAAUCAUUGCAGAAAGCAUUCAGGGAAUUGGAGGUUGCACGGAUGAAUAGCAGUAUGUUUGAGAAGAAGGCUCAGAACAUAUCGGAAGCUGCAUUUGCGUUAAAAGAUCAAGCAGAAAAUGCUAGGAUUGAUGUGGAUAAUGCGUUAAAAAUGAUUGAAGACCUGGUGAAUCAAGAGGUGAGUGCUAAGGAUGCUGUUCAGAAAGCUACGAUGGCUCUUUCUUUGGCAGAGGCAAGGCUUCAGGUGACUUUUGAAUCUAUAGAUGCUGUCAAGUCUGCUAGUGAUUCUGAAAGUGAAAGUGAGGAGGUAGUUGCAAACCUGUUAAGGCAAGAGGAGGAAAUCCUUGUACUUGCUCAGCAGGAGAUCAGAGAGUGUAGGUUAGCUUUGGAAAAUUGUGAAGCAGAGCUUACAAGGCUGCAGAGAAAGAAAGAAGAGAUGCAGAAAGAGGUAGAAAGAUUGAAUGAAGUUGCUGAGCUGGCACAGGUGAAUGCACUGAAAGCAGAAGAGGAUGUUGCCAACAUAAUGCUUUUAGCAGAGCAGGCUGUUGCUUUGGAGAUCCAGGCUGCACAGCGUGUGAAUGAUGCGGAAAUGGCCUUGCAGCGAGCUGAAAAGCUGCCUUCUGGCUCUCAAGCUGAUGUCAUGGACUCUACUGAUAGGAUACCGUCAUCUGAUGAUGCUUCUAUUCAGGAAGACUUUUCUGAUCAAGGAAUUCUGGGUGUUGAUGGAUUUGACAGUGAAAAAAACUUGAUAAAGGAAGGUGCAUCUUUGGAUAAGCCUUCAGAAAAAACUAGCCAGACUUCAAAUGACACUGCUCUGAUUGAGGAUUCAAGUAGUAAAGACAAUAGAAGACUACUUGUAGAAGUCACCAGAGAUGCUGAUACUGAUGCUGAAAAAGUGAAGAGUGCGGUACAAACCAAGAAGGUAGAGAUCCCAAAAGAAGUGUCCCGUGACAGUUCUCAUUCUAGUAGUCCAAAGGCAUCUGUGAAGAAAUCAUCUCGUUUCUUUUCUGCAUCAUUCUUCUCAUUUGAUGAUGAUGGGGAAGAGUUCACACCAAGCUCUGUUUUCCGUGGAAUUCUAGACUCUGCAAAGAAGCAAAUGCCAAAAUUGAUUGUUGGACUAUUACUCGCUGGUGCAGGGGUUGCAUAUUAUAUAAAUCGAGGUGAGAGAAUUUCUCAGCUGCUUCAGCCACAAGAUGUAAUAACUACCACUAUUGAAGAAGUCUCUUCAAGUGGACGACCGCUUAUUCAGAAAAUGCAGAAAAUUCCUAAGACCCUGAAGAAGCUAAUUGAUAGGCUUCCCCAUCAAGAGAUUAAUGAAGAGGAAGCUUCAUUGUUUGAUAUGUUAUGGUUAUUGCUGGCCAGUGUGAUAUUCGUACCUAUUUUCCAGAAAAUUCCUGGGGGCAGUCCUGUCCUUGGUUAUUUGGCUGCUGGUAUCUUAAUCGGUCCUUACGGUCUUUCAAUCAUUCGUCAUGUGCAUGGCACUAAAGCGAUUGCAGAAUUUGGAGUUGUGUUUUUACUGUUUAACAUUGGUCUAGAGCUUUCUGUGGAAAGAUUAAGCUCCAUGAAGAAGUAUGUUUUUGGUUUAGGUUCUGCCCAGGUGCUGACAACAGCUGCUGCAGUUGGCUUGGUGGCGCACUUUGUUUCAAAACAGGCAGGUCCUGCAGCAAUAGUAAUUGGGAAUGGCCUGGCCUUGUCGUCAACUGCUGUUGUCCUGCAGGUCUUGCAGGAGCGAGGUGAGAGCACUUCACGGCAUGGACGUGCUACGUUUUCAGUUUUACUAUUCCAGGAUUUAGCUGUGGUGGUUUUGCUGAUACUCAUACCUCUCAUUUCACCAAAUUCUUCUAAAGGCGGGAUUGGUUUCCAAGCUAUUGCUGAAGCCCUGGGAUUGGCUGCUGUUAAGGCAAUUGUUGCGAUUGCUGCUAUAGUUGCUGGUGGUCGCUUGCUUCUCCGCCCAAUCUACAGGCAAAUUGCCGAAAUGCAGAAUGCAGAAAUAUUUUCUGCCAACACACUUCUUGUUAUUCUUGGGACUAGUCUUCUUACAGCAAGGGCUGGUUUAUCCAUGGCAUUGGGGGCAUUUUUGGCUGGUUUGCUUCUUGCGGAAACUGAGUUUUCAUUGCAAGUUGAAUCAGAUAUUGCACCGUAUCGAGGCCUUCUUCUGGGUCUUUUCUUCAUGACGGUUGGGAUGUCUAUUGACCCAAAGCUCCUCCUCUCUAACUUCCCUGUUAUUAUGAGUUCAUUGGGUCUUCUAAUUGUGGGCAAGACUAUGCUGGUUACUUUAGUGGGUAGAAUUUUUGGUGUUUCAACAGUAUCCGCAAUCAGAACUGGUCUUCUUCUUGCUCCCGGAGGAGAAUUUGCAUUUGUGGCAUUUGGUGAAGCUGUGAACCAGGGCAUAAUGUCUCCUCAGUUGUCAUCGUUGAUGUUCCUUGUGGUAGGAAUUUCUAUGGCUCUUACGCCGUGGCUGGCUGCUGGUGGUCAGCUAAUCGCCUCUCGGUUUGAGCUGCAUGAUGUGCGAAGUUUAUUACCUGUUGAGAGUGAGACCGACGACUUGCAAGAUCAUAUUAUUCUUUGUGGAUUUGGACGUAUUGGCCAGAUCAUAGCUCAGCUCCUUUCAGAACGAUUGAUACCGUUUGUUGCUCUUGAUGUUAGAAGUGAUAGGGUGGCCAUGGGUCGUGCACUUGAUCUUCCUGUUUAUUUUGGUGAUGCUGGAAGUCGUGAGGUUCUUCAUAAAGUUGGGGCUGAAAGAGCUUGUGCUGCUGCAAUAACUUUGGACACUCCUGGUGCAAAUUAUAGAACUGUUUGGGCUUUGAGUAAAUAUUUUCCAAAUGUCAAAACAUUUGUUCGUGCCCAUGAUGUUGAUCAUGGCUUAAAUUUAGAGAAGGCCGGUGCAACUGCGGUUGUCCCCGAGACCUUGGAACCAAGUCUACAGCUGGCAGCUGCUGUUCUUGCACAGGCUAAACUUCCAAUGUCAGAGAUAACAAGUGCAAUCAAUGAGUUCAGAUCCCGUCACCUAUCAGAACUGACUGAGCUGUGUGAAGCUAGUGGAAGUUCUCUAGGUUACGGAUAUUCUCGUGUGAUGAGCAAACCAAAGUCUCAACCAGUGGACUCAUCAGAUGAUAGCCAACUUACUGAGGAUACACUGGCAAUUUGACACUGCAAGGAAAAUAAAGCAAACCACAUAAAAACUGUAUAUUUUGAUUACUAUCUCAAAUUAGCGCAAUUUGUAUAGAAAUUUUAGGCAGAAAACAUCAAGAUAAAACCCUUCUCUUCAUUGCUCAAAAUUUGUUUUUGUCUUUGAUCAAUGAUGACAAAGAUUCAUAUUUUUCUUUUGGGAAGGAAACUAAAAUUUUGACAUAUGUUCCUUAUAAUUCAAAAUUGAAGGAGCUUCUAUAA